This is a messenger RNA of Cornus florida, 1405 nucleotides long. RefSeq lists its product as uncharacterized. The record is from RefSeq and is a predicted model, not a curated record. Bases 424 to 951 code for a protein of 175 amino acids. NCBI's taxonomy places the organism in Eukaryota, Viridiplantae, Streptophyta, Magnoliopsida, Cornales, Cornaceae. The transcript is spliced from 7 exons.
AUUUCUCACUCUCUCGUUCUUCUGUCAUUUCUGGCUUCUCUCUAGCGCGCGCGCUCUCUCUCUAUAUUAUAUAUUAUAUUCCAGACACACGAGUUUACUUAAACCCUAGUCUUUUCUCUGUAACUAACCUAAACCCUAAAUUUGUUCGCAUUCAUGAUUUGGACUGAUUUUUAUUCAGGAUUUCGGGUUCGGAUUUGCAUGGUAAAUGAAUUUUGUUUAUAAGAUCAUAUUCGAAGCAGGAUUCGGGGUAAGAAUUUGACCCUAAACCCUAACAUUAGGACAAAGGUUUACUCCAGAAUCCUCCAUUCCAUUUCGUGUCCUACAGCAUACCAAACAUCUCUGACGGAAUCACUCAUCGUCGCUGCGCUCAAUUGAAUACGGGAUUUUGUAGCGGAAGCUUGAUCGGAGAACCAGAAAGCAAUCAUGGAUGUUGAUUCACAGCCAACUAUGGAGGAAACUAUUUUGGUUGGUGAUGAUCUAAUGAUGGGGCCACCAUCGCCGAUCAUUCCACCAGAGAUUGCAUCUCAUGUGCUUGAAGGGGUAGAUUUGUGUGAUGGGAUCUUGAGGAAUCUAUUUUUGUGCUUGCAAAUCAAUGACAUUGAGCCAUUUUGUCAAGAUGAGAUUGCUUUGUAUCGGCAAUGUGCUGAGAAAAGGGAUAAGGAACUAAGGCAACGGCUUCAAAAUAGUGAGCAGAAAUUGGGGUUGUCAAUGCCUUUAGAUGAAGCCAAAGAAAGAGCUGCUCAGCUAGAAUCAGAAAUUACAUCAUUGGAUAGGCGGUUGAUUCUGGCUAGUGGGGUUGAAGGUAUGGAAGGAUUUCGGCAGAGAUGGAGUUUGCAUGGCCGCCUCACAGAUACCAAGAGAAGGCUGGAGGCCCUGAAGCAGGGAAUAGAAAAGAGGAAAAAGGACGAGCCAGUUGGAGGUUCAACCACCAAAAGAUGGUUUUUUGGGUGAAAGAAGGUGUUGCCUUGCUUAAGUACCGAAUGGAUUUAUGUCCAGCCUGAAGAUGAAGCGUACCUCUGGCUAUUGUUUUCUUAGGGAGGUUUUUGAACUAUCAUACCAGUGUUAUUUGAGAAUUCCAGUGAAGCAUAUCUUGGCGCUAGAGGAGUUUGGCGCACGAUAUGCGAUAGCAGAUAGGAAUAGCCUUUGAAUGCCCACAUACAGUUUGUGUGAGUUAAUCAAACAUUUUAUGGAUUUCAAACUAUUGAAGGCAACCUCAGGCUUAGGAUUUAGAAAGUUCUUAAUGCCAGCCAUUUUUGGGCCAUGGCAGGAAGAAGUGAUUGUGGGGAGUGUCCCAGUUUCUUCUUUUCUAGUAUUCCACUUGUAUGUGUUCCUGUUUGAUUUGGUAGGAAAAGUACUCCACAUAUUCUGAAGUGGUUAAUAAAAGAAAAAAUAUUUUGUGAUCUGA